AUGCCUGCUUCCGUUCCUGUUAGGCUUCCGUUACUCUCUCUCCGUCUCUCCCUCUCUCUCUCUUUCUCUCUCUCACUCUCUCUCUCACUCUCACUCUCUCUCCCCCUCUCUCCUCUCUCCCUCCCCUCUCUCUCAAUCUCUCUCCUCUCUCCCCCUCUCUCUCACUCUCACUCUCUCCCUCUCUCUCUCCCCCUCUCUCUCUCUCUCUGCAAAGGGUUGAUAAGCCGUAAAAAUGAAUCAAUCAAUUGCUUUCUUUCUUUACUUUAUAUUUUCUUCUUUCUUUUUUUUUUUUACAUUCUAUCCAUCUUUUUUUCUUUUCUUUUUUUCUUCCUUUCUUUACAUCUCUUAUCCCUUCUACUUUCUUUACUGCUUUACGUUUUCUUCUAUUUGUUGUUUCAAUUCUGCCUUUCGGUCAGAUAUUAUUCACUUCUUUUUUUUUCAUUAUUUAUUCUUCCUCCUUUAAUUCUUGCCUCUAUUCCUCCCUUUCGUAUUUUUUUAAGUCCCUCCCUUUCGUAUUUUUUUAAGUCCCUCCCUUUCGUAUUUUUAAGUCCCUCCCUUUCGUACUUUUUUAAGUCCCCCCCUUUCUCCCUUCCUUCAACUCUUUUUUCCCCUUAUUUACUUUCCGUCCUUCUGUCUUUUUAUGUCACUUCCUUUAAAUAUUUCUUUUCUUUUCCACCUCUUCCCCCUUUCUCUUUUUUUAAAUUUUUCCUUUCCUUCCUUACGUCUUUUUCACCUCUUUCGUUCCACCCUUUCUUCUGUUUUAUCCCUUUCUUUUCUUCUUUAUGGCUUUGUAAGCCCCCUUCCGUCAACUUUUCUUUCUUUUUCUUUCUUUCUUUUCUUCCUUUUGUUCCUUUUCUCCAAUUCUUUUUCCUUUUCCUUUCUUCCUUCCCUUCCUUCUGUUUUAAGCCCCCUCCUACAAUUCUUUUUCUUUUUUCAUUUCUUUCUUUCCUUCUUUCUGUCUUUUUAAGCAACUUCCUCCAUCUCUUUUUUUCUUUCUUUCUUUCCUUCCUUUUUUUUUCAGUCCCUUCCUUGCUCUCUUUUUUUAUUUUUUUUCUUUCUUUCUAA
Messenger RNA from Acanthosepion pharaonis, 1065 nucleotides. The record is from the annotation of a GenBank genome assembly. Lineage: Eukaryota; Metazoa; Mollusca; Cephalopoda; Sepiida; Sepiidae.